This is a messenger RNA of Fusarium keratoplasticum, 639 nucleotides long. RefSeq names its product PIG-H domain-containing protein. The record is from RefSeq and is a predicted model, not a curated record. Lineage: Eukaryota; Fungi; Ascomycota; Sordariomycetes; Hypocreales; Nectriaceae. Bases 1 to 639 code for a protein of 212 amino acids. Gene Ontology annotation, biological process: GPI anchor biosynthetic process. Gene Ontology annotation, cellular component: glycosylphosphatidylinositol-N-acetylglucosaminyltransferase (GPI-GnT) complex. The transcript has a single exon.
AUGCUCUCGACGUCUCCCCGCCUGCGCAUCAGGCAUCCCUCCCCCACGACGGCUGAAUUCACCGUAACAACCCUCCGACCAAUCCCUCCCGCCCUCCACACCCUCAUCCUCCUCUCGCGCUUCCUCGUCACCGUCUUCGUCCUCCUGCUCCUCUACGCGCGCCUCACCCUCUCGCCGCUCCUCGCCAGCGCCAUACCACCUCUGCUCAAGGACCUCGUCCCGCGCGCGCACCUGCAGGCUCCGGCUUCGAUAUCUGCGCUUGCGGAGAUUAUACCUGUCUCUGUCCUCGUGCCUGGGAGCUUUGCUGUGCUGUGGCUGCUUAGCCGUAGGGGGUAUGCGUGCGAGAGCAUUCUCGUCAUGAGGGGUCUCGGUGUGCAGACUAGCUCCUGUGCGGGUAGUUACCUAGCAGGCACAGCGACGAGAUUCAUCCCGACGGAGAAGAUACAGGAUAUUCUGGUCAACGAGGCGUUCCUUGGAUUCGAGGUGCGAUACUACCUCGUCGUGGUAGUGGAAGGUGAAGAGGACGUUGUCGUCGUAUUUCCUCGCUUGCUGCCACGACGCAAGAUCGUCGAAGAAGUAUGGAGGGGUGUAAGACGAUGUCUGUACGAGAGCAGGGCAGAAGAAAAGGGGCAGAAUUAG